AAAAAAUGCAAAAUGGCCACGUCUAAUGUUGACGAGAAUUAUUUUUCAACAACAUUAGACGAUAAUAAAUUAACGGAAUGGGUGCCGCUCUCGUUAACGCUAGUAGAAUAUCCGAAAGGAGAUAUUAUAGGAAAAUUUUUGGCCCUUAUAAGUCUUGCUCCGUUUGGAAUAGGUGCUGGUUUUUUGGCCCUUAUAUUAUUUAGAAGGGAUCUACACACAAUAACAUUUUUUAUAGGGACUUUAUUAUCGGAAGCACUUAAUUAUGUACUGAAACACACAAUUUGUGAGGAACGACCCUUAAGAAGGGAUCAUUCUUAUGUGGAAUAUGGAAUGCCUUCAUCGCAUUCCCAAUUUGUGUGGUUUUUUGCUACUUAUGUAAUUUAUUUUGUAUUUAUAAGAUUGCACCAUUUGAACAAUAACACCAUCAUAGAGAAUGUAUCAAAAAUUUUGAUCAUUUCAUCUUCUGUAAUAAUGGCAUUGUUGGUGUCGAUAAGUAGGAUAUACCUACAUUACCACACAAUUGCUCAAGUUUUGUGUGGAGCCCUUGUUGGUAUUCUAUUUGCAACAUUCUGGUUUGCCUUAACCUACCUUGUGUUCACUCCAUUGUUCCCACAAUUAGUGACAUGGAGAAUAUCGGAAAUACUCUUGCUUAGAGACACAACUCUAAUCCCAAACGUUCUGUGGUUCGAAUACACCAAUACAAGGCAAGAGGUUCGAGCCAGGAGUCGUAAGUUAGUUCACAUGAAGUCUCAAUGACAUUUACUGGAUGACAGCUUGAACUUUACGAUUGUCUACAGGUUUUUCAGGGGCCUAAAGUCGUUUUUGUACUGGCCCCGCAAACGAUAAUCGUACAGUUAGGUUGUUACAGGUUUGUUACAAUCAAUUUUUCUAUUUCUAAGAGAAAAAAUCCCUAGAUUUACAAUCUAGGGGGAAAUUGUUUUGGGUUUUUUACAAAAGUAUCUGAGAAAAUGUCAAUUUACAUCAAAGUUUUUUAUAUUUUGAAGGCUAAUUUAAUCUUUGUGUAAUAUAUGGAAAAUAGUAUAUGUUUUGUAUGAUAUUAAUGUUGAUAUAACUUAAGUAUAUUUUUUUAUGUGGUAAAAUUAACUUUUAAAUUAUUUAAUUUGAAGCAUAAUUCUCAGAAAUAGUCGCAUAUGAACAGAAAAAUAUUUUUUUUUUGGCUGAAAACGUCAAAAUUUGGGGGGAUAUGGUUGGUAAAUCAAAAGUUACUAAACCCAUAAUUGGCAACAUUUAAUAAAACAAACUGUAAAAAAUCUGAUUUGGGUUGUCUUAUUUGUUAUAAAUGUUUUAGUUAAUUGAAAUUAAU
Messenger RNA from Brassicogethes aeneus, 1324 nucleotides. NCBI's taxonomy places the organism in Eukaryota, Metazoa, Arthropoda, Insecta, Coleoptera, Nitidulidae. The record is from the annotation of a GenBank genome assembly.